Molecule: messenger RNA, 2326 nt
Organism: Durusdinium trenchii
Lineage: Eukaryota; Dinophyceae; Suessiales; Symbiodiniaceae
Source: the annotation of a GenBank genome assembly
AAUUCAGUAGGGAUAAUUUUCCGCGGUAGAGUUCAGACGCUUGCCAUGGCCGAACCUGAUGCGAUUCGAGGAAAGUCGACGGGCGUUUUUGUGGAGCGGCCUCACAGACCGGGCAAGGUCUUCAAGCUGCGUGAUAUUCGACCCAGCAAAGAAGUGCCCCCUGCAAGUGCUGAUGGCUCACAAUCUCGUGAACCGACGCCCAGCCAAAGAGAUCGAAGAGGUGGUGACUCAUCUCUGAGACAUGGACAUGGACACCAUGGACGAGAUAGAGAGAGAUCAGGAGAGGCACACGACAGACCAGAAAGACCAUUACCCCGAAGACAUCACCUUCCCGAACCGGAGCCAAUGUACCGCAGGGAUCCUUCGCCUCUGCGCUAUGCAGCAACUUCCAGCCGAGAUUUCAUGGACUUUCGAGGCCACGAAGAUCGAUGGGAGUCAUCCAGAUCACCGAGCAGAGACCCGGGUCACAGCCAUUACAGUUAUGGCUUCGAUCCAGGUAGUUGGAUGCCAUCAAGGCAAUCCGCACACGAGGUCUAUGAUCGUGGUCCACCAAUUCAAGGUCCGAGCAUAACAGCUCCACCUUUUGAACCAGUGGAUGACUUCAAGAGUUGGCUCAGAGGCGUUUUGGAAAGCGAGCGGGAUGCUGUGCGUGAGGUGAUGCGGGGAAGGCAUUCUGAAAUCCUCAGCCAGUUGAAAGCCAAGCUAGAGGACCCUCCCAAACCGAAGCCGCCUCCGCACCAGCCGACCCAAAUGACCAUCAAGCGCAUGGAGCCAGACCCUCCCGGCGUUCUUGUGGUUACGGAGGAUUGGGCGGGACCGCGGCCGAAUGACAGCAGUCCCACUAAAAAAGUGGUGUCGCUGACGGAUGACACGGAUGCAAAAUCUGCUGGAGAUGAAUCCAGAUCCUGUAGGCCAUCCAUUCUGUCCGAAAAUUCGCAGACUCUGGCGGCAAGGCAAGGGCAAUUUGAAAGCGAAAAUGAGACCGUCAAAAGCAGAGGAAACAUGAGCGUACGCAUGACUCAUAGCAUUCCGCACUUGCGGAAGAACAGCCUCCUCGAGGGAAUUGCUGCAAUGCCAUUCUGGCAUCCAGGCCGGUAUGUGCAUACCACGCAGUUCGAUGCCCUGUUUUGUGGCGUCAUCCUGGCAAACACGUUGGUGAUGGCAUUGGAAAUGCAAUACACCGGUUUCCAGCGAGGAUACGAGCUCGGAUUUCCACAUUUCACAGUGCCUGCGAGCGAGUACUGGCCGCAGGCAGCUACAGUGUUCCAAGCACUGGAUGUUUGUUUUGGCAUCGUCUACACCAUUGAGUUGAUCGUCAAACUGGUGGGUUUUAAACUUCGGUUCUUCAAGGAUUAUUGGAACAUUUUUGAUGGCUUGUUGGUCACAAUGUGGCUGGCAGAGAUUUCUCUGAGAGAUGUGAUACAGUUAGAGCCUGGAAUUUUGCGUAUGAUGCGAAUGUGCCGGCUUUUGCGCUUGAUACGAUUGGUCAAAACAAUCCAAGGUUUUGAUGCGCUUUACAUCAUGACGACGGCCAUGUUGGGGAGCACUGUGUGUCUCUUUUGGUCGUUCAUGUUGCUGAUGACUGUCCAAGUCAUGAUUGCUUUCUUUCUGAAUGAGUCCUUGGAAGUUUAUUUCAAUGAUCCAGGGAAGCCUGUCUCCGAAAAGCUCGAGGUGUUUGAGUACUUUGGGACCACAGCCAGAGUGAUGCUCACUAUGUUUGAGCUCACCCUCGCGAAUUGGCCAGUGGCUGCUCGAAUAUUGCAGGAAAAUGUGACUGAAUACUAUUCAAUAUUUUCCGUCGCCUACAAGCUGAUCGUUGGUUUCGCCGCAGUGGGCAUCAUCAAUGGUGUGUUUAUGCAAGAGACUUUCAAAGUUGCAGCUUCAGACGACAAGCUCAUGAUGCGGCAGAAGGAGCGAGAUCGCUGGCUCCACACCAAGAAGAUGAAAACACUUUUUGAGGCUGCGGAUGAGUCUGGAGAUGGCUACAUUGAUAGAGAGGAGUUCUGCGAUAUCAUGAACAUUCCAGAAGUCAGGACAUGGCUUGCAGCUCAAGAGCUUCCAGUUCAGGAUCCAAAUGUGUUGUUCAAUUUGCUGGAUGAUGGUGAUGCAGAGCUCACUGCCGAAGAACUCGUCAAAGGAGUUGAGCGGCUGAAGGGAACUGCCAAAGGCAUAGACCUUGCAAGCUUCAUCGCUGAAUACCGCAGCUUCGCAGUGAAAGUCGCGGAAAAGCUGGAUUUCCAGCUAGAGAGUCUAGCGAGCAAACCGCAAGAGGAUAACGACGAUGAGGAGUAGCACUGAGGGCACGUAAGCUGCAGUGGCAACAGUC